AUAUGCUACUCUUUUGCCCUUUUAAUUCUAAGGCGAAUAUCAUGGUAACAACCCUGAAAUGUCAAAGCUGCUCCAUAAAGCUGUCCGCCAAAAGAGUGAAAGUGCUUACUCAAUUUAUCAACAACAUUUGGUUAACCGGCCUGUGAAUGUUCUCAGGGAUCUCCUCGAGUUUAAAAGUGAUCGUUCCCCAAUUCCAGUUGGAAGGGUAGAACCUGCUACAUCUAUUGUUCAGCGGUUUUGCACUGGUGGCAUGUCGCUUGGAGCUAUUUCCAGGGAAACUCACGAAGCGAUUGCUAUUGCCAUGAAUAGAUUGGGUGGGAAAUCUAAUUCAGGAGAAGGGGGUGAGGAUCCUAUUCGCUGGAGUCCACUUACUGAUGUUGUUGAUGGGUACUCUCCAACAUUGCCGCACCUUAAAGGUCUUCAAAAUGGUGAUACUGCAACGAGUGCCAUCAAGCAGGUUGCUUCUGGGCGCUUUGGUGUUACUCCAACAUUCUUGGCUAAUGCUGAUCAGCUAGAAAUCAAAAUUGCUCAAGGUGCAAAACCUGGUGAAGGCGGACAAUUGCCAGGGAAAAAAGUUAGCGCUUAUAUUGCAAGACUAAGGAAUUCAAAACCUGGUGUCCCUCUCAUAUCUCCACCUCCACACCAUGACAUUUAUUCUAUUGAGGAUCUUGCUCAAUUGAUUUUUGACCUUCAUCAGGUCAACCCUAAGGCCAAAGUAUCAGUGAAGCUUGUGGCGGAAGCUGGCAUUGGCACAGUGGCUUCUGGGGUAGCAAAGGGUAAUGCUGAUGUUAUACAGAUAUCUGGGCAUGAUGGGGGAACUGGAGCCAGCCCUGUGAGUUCCAUUAAGCAUGCUGGUGGUCCUUGGGAACUCGGGCUUACAGAAACACACCAGACACUCAUUUCAAAUGGACUCAGAGAAAGAGUCAUUCUCAGAGUUGAUGGUGGCUUUAAAAGUGGAUUUGAUGUCCUAAUGGCUGCGGCAAUGGGUGCAGAUGAGUAUGGAUUUGGUUCUGUAGCAAUGAUUGCCACAGGUUGUGUGAUGGCUCGUAUCUGCCACACGAAUAAUUGUCCUGUUGGUGUUGCCAGUCAGAGAGAGGAAUUAAGAGCUCGUUUUCCUGGUCUACCUGGUGACCUGGUCAACUUCUUUUUAUAUGUUGCUGAAGAGGUAAUGUGUAUUUCUCCAUAUUCGAAUUUUGUCACAAGAUGCUUCAAUCUAAUCAUGUUACAGGUUUCUUAGAGUUCCAAUUCCUUU
Molecule: messenger RNA, 1252 nt
Organism: Olea europaea var. sylvestris
Lineage: Eukaryota; Viridiplantae; Streptophyta; Magnoliopsida; Lamiales; Oleaceae
Product: ferredoxin-dependent glutamate synthase, chloroplastic-like
Exons: 8
Coding region: 59-1237 (392 amino acids)
Biological process (GO): ammonia assimilation cycle
Molecular function (GO): glutamate synthase (NADH) activity
Source: RefSeq, a predicted model, not a curated record